GCGUGGAGCUGGGGGUUCGAAGCAACUAGGGCGCCAGCUCUUGGGUCCGACCGGCCUCUGAGGGCACUCGGGUGGGAGAGCUGGUUGAGCUCUGUAGCCCGGACUGGUCCAGCUGGAGGAAGUGUUCUGCCAGUCAUGCCAAAGAGGAAAGUGACUUUUCAAGGAGUAGGAGAUGAGGAUGAUGAAGAUGAACUCAGUAUUCCCAAAAAGAAGUUGGUGGACCCUGUGGCUGGAGCAGGGGGUCCUGGGAGCCGCUUCAAAGGCAAACACUCUUUAGACAGUGAUGAGGAGGAUGACGAUGACGAAGGCUCCAGCAAGUAUGAUAUCCUGGCCUCAGAGGAUGUGGAAGGUCAGGAAGCAGCUACUCUCCCUAGUGAGGGGGGUGUGAGGAUCACACCCUUCAACCUACAGGAAGAGAUGGAGGAAGGCCACUUUGAUGCUGACGGCAACUACUUCCUGAACCAGGACGCGCAGAUCCGAGACAGCUGGCUGGACAACAUUGACUGGAUGAAGAUCAAGGAGCGGCCACCUGAUAAGCACCAGGUUUCAGACUCAGAGGAGGAAGACGGCGUGGGGCAGACUCCAAUGAGUGCCCAAGCCCUCCUGGAGGGACUUUUAGAGCUGUUGUUGCCAAGAGAGACAGUGGCUGGGGCACUUAGGCGACUGGGGGCCCGAGGAGGUGGCAAAGGGGACAGUAAGGGGACUGGACGGCCCAAUUCCCCACAGCGCCUAGACCGGCUCUCUGGGUUGGCUGAUCAAAUGGUGGCUCGCGGCAAUCUUGGUGUGUACCAGGAAACAAGGGAACGGUUGGCCAUGCGACUGAAGGGGUUGGGGUGUCGGGCCCAGGGAUCCCAUGACCCCACGCCUCCACCCUCCCUGGACAUGUUUGCUGAGGAAGUGACAGAGGGGGAACUGGAAACCCCAACCCCUACCCUUAAAGGAGACGCAGAGGCCGUGGGCGAUGGUCUGAUGGACGUGAUGUGGGAAUAUAAGUGGGAGAACACGGGAGAUGCUGAGCUGUACGGACCGUUCACCAGUGCCCAGAUGCAGACCUGGGUGAGUGAGGGCUACUUCCCGGAUGGUGUUUAUUGCCGGAAGCUGGACCCUCCAGGUGGUCAGUUCUACAAUUCCAAACGCAUUGAUUUUGAUCUCUACACGUGAGCCUGCUAAAGGUCCAGUGUGGCAGCCCCUUCGUUCUUGGACUUGGCAGAGGAAGCGCCAGCUGCCCUGGGCAGUGAGGAUAUUGGAGGCUACUUUCCAGCCAGUUUUUCUUUCCCAAUAAAAGCCUUGAGUGUAUGCG
This is a messenger RNA of Microtus ochrogaster (prairie vole), 1300 nucleotides long. RefSeq names its product CD2 cytoplasmic tail binding protein 2 (gene Cd2bp2). Lineage: Eukaryota; Metazoa; Chordata; Mammalia; Rodentia; Cricetidae. Gene Ontology annotation, molecular function: protein binding. The record is from RefSeq and is a predicted model, not a curated record. The transcript is spliced from 7 exons. Gene Ontology annotation, cellular component: U5 snRNP. Bases 136 to 1161 code for a protein of 341 amino acids.